AUGGGGUUCCCGUGCUUAUGUGUUUUCGCUUUCGUCUUGGCGUGGAUAUCAGAUACCAUCGCCUUAAGAGACGUGCAGCUGAUAGCGCCAUCUGCCGUAAAACUCGGCGACACAGUACUCCUCGGUUGCAAAUGGACUUUGGAAGGCAACGAAACUUUGUACAGCGUAAAAUGGUACAGGGGAAGGCAGGAAUUCUUCAGCUAUUUACCUAAAGAAUAUCCCUUCACGAGGAUCUUCGCGCAGCCUGGUAUAGACGUAGACGUGUCAAGGUCGACGUCCCAGCAGGUCGUGCUACGCGAUGCGACGCGAGCUCUCGCCGGCAGGUACCGCUGUGAGGUGUCAGCCGACGCACCCUCAUUCCACACUCAAGUCCGCUCCGCGUAUAUCCACGUUGUUGAAUUACCUCCAGAGAAGCCGAUCAUCAAAGCUGAGAAAGGCUGGUAUGCGUCUGGAGAUUCUCUACGAGCGCAAUGUUCGUCUCCGCCGGCAGAUCCUCCAGCGAAUCUUACCUGGUUGUUAAACGGAAGAGAUAUCCAAGGCAAGCCUGUAAUUCAACAGAGAAUCCUGCCCAGCCCAGUAGUUCUAAUUCCUUCGAUAGACACGCCACAGUCUUCCAGAAAUCUUCCAGCUGGGGAAGAAAACACUAACAUUAUAUUCAGUCCAUGGAAAGCGUUUGGUCCUUUUGUGGAUACUAUACAGGAUGGCGAGUUGCUGCCAAGUCAAGACAGCGUCGUAUUACCGACGCCUCGUCACUCUGACAUUUCCUUUGACGACGACACCGGAGAUCAAAUACCCACUACACAAACUUCGAAUAAGGUGGCGUCAAUAAGCCAGCUGUCGUUCAUGGUUAGACCGGAUAGCUUCGAGCGAGGCCAGCUACGGUUGACCUGCAUAUCCAGCGUCCACUCCGUCUACAGCGAGCAGGCGGAGCUGGUCAUCAAUGAGGAACGGCCGCAGAUAGCUUCUGUACUUGGCACUAGAGACAGCGCUGGAGGUCCAGCGUCCGCAUCGUCCGUACUCAUCUCGUUUUGCUGCGUCACCAUCACUACAAGUAGCUUAUGGCACGUUCUGCGAUGAUGUCUGGCUUCGGACCGAGCCCUUUGAGUGGCGCUCAAGAAAG
Bombyx mandarina (wild silkworm) is the source of this 1120-nucleotide messenger RNA. RefSeq lists its product as uncharacterized. The record is from RefSeq and is a predicted model, not a curated record. Lineage: Eukaryota; Metazoa; Arthropoda; Insecta; Lepidoptera; Bombycidae.